UUCCGCAUUUGAACUCGGAAAACGCAUGUGGCUAGAUGCUGCCUUCAAAUGUUUCCCAUCUCGGAAAACAAAAACAAAAAAAAUGAAUCAGUUAAAAAUACCAUUUGAGAGAGCGUUCAAAUGCACUUCGGUACAGUAUUUACCAUAAUUACGGCACCACACGAAGACGUCAACUCAUGCUGCCUUCAAAUGCCAGAGUCCAAAAACUACUGCAGAAAAUGAGGCGGACGGGCUGACGUCAAUUUUCUGCGACAGUGCGGAAGUAGCGCGCUCCUCCACAGCCAAAAUGGAGCCGAAGCGCGGCGAACCGAGUGAAGAAAGUGAUGUUGGCUGAGACAACGAACGAAACGACGUUGACGGGACAAACAAGCGAGAGCGACAAGUCCGUUAACAGGCAGGCGGUCAUGGCGCAACGACGGGACGCCUGCACGUGGAGGAGGCACAUCUGCGAGCAGCUCAAGCUCCGAGAUCGCCUGCAGCGCCAAGGCUUCGAAGAGAUCGUCCAUCAGUACAAUCGUCUGCUGGAGAAGUCGGACCUACGGGCCGUCCUGUCGGAGCGCUACCAGGGGGACAAGUACGACGGCGCGCGAGGACACGAAGCCACGGCGGCGACGGACGGCGGGCCCGCGACGGCGUCGCAGCAGGAGAUGGCCGACCUGAGGAUCCGCCACCAGGAGGAGCUCACCGAGCUACAUAAGAAACGAGGAGAGCUGGCCCAUACGGUGAUCGAGCUCAACGACCUGAUCCGGCAGAAGGACAAAGAGAUCCAGAACAACGAGGCCGAGAUGUCAGAGUACCGGCGGCAGACGGCCGGCCUGGAGGCGGACUGUCGCGAUCUCCGCAACCGCUUGCAGGACCUGGAACGGGCCAACCAGACGCUGAAGGACGAGUACGACGCCCUGCAGAUCACCUUCGGCGCCUUGGAGGAGAAACUGCGCAAGACCACGGAGGACAACCAGGAGCUGGUCUCGCGCUGGAUGGCCGAGAAGGCUCAGGAAGCCAACCGCCUCAACGCCGAGAACGAGAAGGACAGCAGACGCCGACAGGCCAAGCUGCAGAAGGAGCUGGCCGAUGCCGCUAAAGAACCGCUUCCCGUCGUCGACCCGGACGACGACAUCCAAGUUCUGGCCGAGGAGUCCGGGAAGGCCGGCGGAGAGUCUCCGCGGAACACGCCGCUCGGCAGAACUCCCAGUAAGAAAAUAUCCCAUGCGCCGCCCGGCAGUCUGUUAGACUCCAUCUCUAACAUCUUCGGGCGGCGAGGCGCCAACUCUCCAGGAACGUCUCCGGAAAAUAACGAGGCGCCGGCGGUUGUCCGCGCGGACGUCCGGGUCCCGUCUGCCGCGCUGCACGUAUUUGAGGCGCACGACGGCGAGGUCAACGCGGUGCGCUUCGGGCCCGGCUCGCGUCUCUUGGCCACGGGAGGCACGGACCGCCGGGUCAAGCUGUGGGAGGUCAUCUCGGGUCGCUGCGAGCCCAAAGGAGCCUUGACGGGCAGCAACGCCGGCAUCACCAGCAUCGAAUUCGACAGCGCCGGUUCCUACCUGUUGGCCGCCUCCAACGACUUCGCCAGUCGAAUCUGGACUUUGGAAGACUACAGACUGAGGCACACGCUGACGGGACACAGCGGCAAGGUUCUGUCGGCCCGCUUCCUGCUGGACAACGCUCGCAUCGUGUCGGGGAGCUACGACCGCACCCUUAAACUGUGGGACCUCCGCAGCAAAGUCUGCAUGAAGACGGUGUUCACGGGCUCCAGCUGCAACGACAUCGUGUGCACCGAGCAGUGCGUCAUGAGCGGCCACUUUGACAAGAAGGUCCGAUUCUGGGACAUCAGGGCGGAGAGCGGCGUGCUGGAGCUGGAGCUUCAGGGUCGGGUGACCUGUUUGGACCUGAACCACGAGCGCACCGAGCUCCUGGCCUGCUCCAGAGACGACCUGCUCAAGAUCGUGGACCUUCGCGCCAACGCCGUCCGACAGACCCUCAGCGCCGAGGGCUUCAAGUGCGGCGCCGACUGGACACGAGUCACCUUCAGUCCUGACGGAAAUUAUGUGGCCGGCGGCUCGGCGGACGGAGCGUUGUACAUUUGGAGUGUUCUGACAGGGAAGGUGGACAGAACGCUGGAGCGCAAUCACAACUCUGCCAUCAACGCAGUGUCUUGGUCACCGUCGGGCGUGUACGUCGGCAGCGUAGAGAAGGGCGGCAAGGCCAUCCUCUGGUCCGACGUCUGACUCCGCCCGUCCCGUCCCGCUUUUUCCCUUUUUUUUUUUUUAACCUCGUGUACAUAUGAUGAACCCUUUGGCCGUUUUGUUCACAAAAUGUUCAAUAAAGACGUCCCGACUC
This is a messenger RNA of Corythoichthys intestinalis (scribbled pipefish), 2337 nucleotides long. RefSeq names its product autophagy-related protein 16-1-like. The coding region runs from base 324 to 2225 and encodes 633 amino acids. Gene Ontology annotation, cellular component: autophagosome membrane. The record is from RefSeq and is a predicted model, not a curated record. Gene Ontology annotation, molecular function: protein binding. Gene Ontology annotation, biological process: autophagosome assembly; negative stranded viral RNA replication. The transcript is spliced from 21 exons. NCBI's taxonomy places the organism in Eukaryota, Metazoa, Chordata, Actinopteri, Syngnathiformes, Syngnathidae.